AUUUUUCGUCAACUUGUUAUUCAGCUUUGAUUGACGAUGUGUCCAGAACCACGAGGAGUUUUGUGACAACUUGGAUUGUUGGUCUUUCGCUCCUCAACUGACUUGGUCGCAUAUCUAUGUUUCGUCGUAUGUCCCGGAGACAGAAGACUGCCGUGCUAGCCAAGACGGGCCGCUGCGGUGCGAUCCUGACGAACAAUCAUACUACGACUAUCAGUAUGACUACCACGACGAUUACCCGUACGAUCAGUACAAGCAGCCGCAAGCUCGGUGCGAGCCGCUACACGCUCCGUAUGAACUACACGCUCCGUAUGAGCAACUACACGCUAAGUACGAGCCGUCUCAGCUCCAACGCGAGCAACCGUACAAACAGUUCGAUCAGUCACCCGUGCAACACCACCAGCCCUUCCGUGUACCGUACGAGCCGUCAGACGUCGAGCCAUCACACGUUCAGCGCGACCGGCAACAAGACCGACAGCGUGGCUGCCCGCGGCUCUUGCGAUGGUUCCUCCGUUCACAGAAGCCGCAUCCACAGCCGCCCAGCCCUUUCAAGCCUACCCCCAAAAGCUCGUAUGACUCCCAGGACCACCGGUACAACACCGUCCUACCCGAGCCUACAUAUAUUCUCGAGCGGGAGCCCCCGAAAAACCCGCAUCAGUCCCGAGACGAGCCCGACUGCCAUCUCGAUCUCAAGCCGGAACCCCCGUUUGAUCUCAACAGAGAACCCCCAAAGGAUCGCAGAUAUCCGGAGGGAUAUCCACGCUGUCGCCCGGUUGACAGUCAGUCCGAGAGCGAUAGCAGUGACUCUGAAGAUCAAGGUGGGGACCACGAAAUCGACGACCAAGCCAGUGACGACCUGCCUCUGCCUCUGCAGCCGCCACGUCCGCCACUCCACUCCAACACCCACCGCCUUUAUCAGUUUGUUCCUUGGUUCGCAUCGACAUUUUGACCUACGCAUCUUGUUUUCGUCUUUCGCGUUUUCAAUCUGCAUCUUGUAUCAUUAUUCUUACCAUACCAUAUCGACUGUAUCAAUAGUUUUUUUCCCUCUGUUCUUCGAAUCCUUAAUCCUCUUCUUUGGCUCUAUUUUCGUCUUUUUGCUUUUCUUUCAGAGUAGAUGCAUUUCCACAUUUCCAAAUUGUCUAGUAAUAAGAAUACAUCGGGGGAGUUGCGGCGGGAGGGUGCUUGUUCUCUAACACUUGUUUGCGUGACUAUACUUGAAUUCACCGCUGGUAUAACGAGUCUUUCUAUGUUU
Messenger RNA from Guyanagaster necrorhizus, 1249 nucleotides. RefSeq lists its product as uncharacterized. The record is from RefSeq and is a predicted model, not a curated record. The transcript has a single exon. NCBI's taxonomy places the organism in Eukaryota, Fungi, Basidiomycota, Agaricomycetes, Agaricales, Physalacriaceae. The coding region runs from base 117 to 1190 and encodes 357 amino acids.